AAUAGAAAAUCCUGAACAAAGAGAAGUAGGAAGCAGUAAACAAGAUAAAAUUGUGACAUCGAUGAUAUAUUCUAACUUUACCAUUUUGGACAAACCUUGGUGGAAAAACCCUUUGGAUGAAUGUAGUACGGAAUAUUUAAUCUCAAAGCUUAAUCAUUUCCAACGGGCUAUAAAAUCAGCAGUUAAUAAUGAAAGCAAUGAGCUUUUUUGGAAGGGAUACAUCGAACUUCACCUUGAACAUUAUCUAUUUGAAUGUAUUUCUGCAGAAAGCAAUAUUACACUCGAUAUUAGUUAUCGUUUAGCUAGAAAGAUGCAAAAUCUCUAUGGUGCUAUCAUUGACACUUUUCCUUCCAUCUUCGUUCCAGAUCUUCAAAUGGAUCGCUUUACGCCUGAGUUUGCAAAGCAAUUGCAUCAAAAAAAUUAG
This is a messenger RNA of Racocetra persica, 424 nucleotides long. NCBI's taxonomy places the organism in Eukaryota, Fungi, Glomeromycota, Glomeromycetes, Diversisporales, Gigasporaceae. The record is from the annotation of a GenBank genome assembly.